Aethalodelphis obliquidens (Pacific white-sided dolphin) is the source of this 5434-nucleotide messenger RNA. It is a transcript of the gene WDR17, whose product is annotated as WD repeat domain 17. The transcript has 34 exons. NCBI's taxonomy places the organism in Eukaryota, Metazoa, Chordata, Mammalia, Artiodactyla, Delphinidae. Gene Ontology annotation, molecular function: protein binding. The record is from RefSeq and is a predicted model, not a curated record. The coding region runs from base 269 to 4405 and encodes 1378 amino acids.
ACCCCGCGGCCCGGCAGCGCAGCCUCGGAGCCUGCGGCGCAGGAGGAGAGGGCGGUGCGGGUCGGGUCCGGCCGCCGCGCCCGCUUCAGCACCUUCCGCUGUCCGCCGCUGCGGUCGCCUCGUCCUGCAGUUACUGCUAAGUGAUCGUGACAUGCUUCCGCUCUGAGAUCAGCUAAAGGUUUCAACCCUGCGCUCCAGACCAUCAAGGAGAUGUGCUGACUGUUCUGAAGCCGGUUUCCAAUUGCCUUGAUUAAAGUAGGAACGUUCUAUGGCUUGGAUGACUUACAUUUCGCAUUGGUUUGAGCAAGAUGAUUGUUAUGAAGGACUACAAAGAGCAAACAUGUCCCAGGUAAGACAAGUGGGACUGCUGGCUGCUGGAUGUCAGCCAUGGAACAAAGAUGUGUGCGUUGCCAAUGGAGACAGGUUUGCGUACUGUGCUACCCUGGCCAUCUAUGUUUAUCAGUUGGAUCACCGUUAUAAUGAAUUCAAACUUCACGCAAUUAUGUCUGAACAUAAAAAAACAAUCACAGCUAUCUCUUGGUGUCCACAUAACCCUGAUCUGUUUGCAAGUGGCAGUACCGAUAAUUUAGUGAUCAUUUGGAAUGUUGCAGAACAAAAAGUCAUUGCUAAACUCGACAAUACGAAAGGGACGCCUGCCUCUCUCAGCUGGUGCUGGAAUGCAGAUGACGCAGUGGCGUUUGCUUCCCAGAGAGGCCCACUGUUCAUCUGGACCAUCUCAGGACCGGACAGUGGCGUGACUGUGCACAGAGAAGCCCAUAGCUUCCUGUCUGAUAUCUGUAUAUUCAGAUGGCAUACCCAGAAAAAGGGGAAAGUUGUCUUUGGUCAUAUUGAUGGAAGUCUAUCAAUUUUUCAACCAGGUAGUAAAAGUCAGAAACAUGUUCUGAGACCUGAAUCUCUUGAAGGGACCGACGAAGAGGAUCCCGUUACAGCCCUGGAAUGGGACCCACUGUCUACUGAUUACCUCCUAGUGGCUAAUUUGCAUCGUGGAAUUCGCCUAGUAGAUUCAGAAUCACUUUGUUGCAUAACAACAUUUAAUUUUCCCAGUGCAGUAGCUUCUGUGCAGUGCUUGGCCUGGGUUCCCGGUGCUCCUGGCAUGUUUAUAACUGGAGAUUCUCAAGUGGGUGUUUUGCGCGUUUGGAAUGUUUCUAGAGCAACACCUGUUGAUAAUUUUAAAUUAAAGAAAACAGGGUUUCACUGCUUACAUGUACUGAAUUCUCCUCCAAGGAAGAAAUUUUCAGUCCAGUCCCCAACCAAAAAUCAUUAUACAUCCUCAACGAGUGAAGCAGUACCACCCCCAACUUUGACACAGAAUCAAGCAUUUUCUGUUCCUCCUGGUCACGCAGUGUGCUGUUUCUUGGAUGGUGGAGUUGGACUUUAUGAUAUGGGAGCUAAGAAGUGGGAUUUUCUUAGGGACUUGGGUCAUGUGGAAACUAUCUUUGACUGCAAAUUCAAACCUGAUGAUCCCAAUCUUUUAGCAACAGCUUCCUUUGACGGCACAAUAAAAGUCUGGGAUAUAAACACACUGACGGCAGUGUACACUUCCCCAGGGAAUGAAGGGGUUAUUUAUUCCCUUUCAUGGGCUCCAGGUGAUUUAAAUUGUAUUGCUGGAGCAACUUCUCGAAAUGGUGCUUUUAUUUGGGAUAUUAAAAAGGGCAAAAUCGUACAACGAUUUAAUGAGCAUGGAAAAAAUGGAAUAUUCUGCAUUGCCUGGAGUCAUAAAGAUUCCAAAAGAAUAGCAACCUGCAGUGGUGAUGGUUACUGUAUUAUUCGAACAGUUGAUGGUAAAGUACUACACAAAUACAAACAUCCAGCUGCAGUGUUUGGUUGUGAUUGGAGCCAAAACAACAGAGACAUGAUAGCCACUGGCUGUGAAGACAAAAAUGUUCGUGUCUAUUAUGUGGCCACCAGUUCGGAUCAACCACUGAAAGUGUUUAGUGGGCAUACAGAGAAAGUGUUCCAUGUUAGGUGGUCUCCUCUGAGGGAGGGAGUUCUUUGCAGUGGCUCGGAUGAUGGUUCUGUUCGAAUCUGGGAUUAUACUAAAGAUGCAUGCGUAAACGUUCUUAGAGGACACACGGCCCCUGUGCGGGGAUUAAUGUGGAAUACUGAGAUCCCAUACCUACUAAUAUCUGGCAGCUGGGACUAUACUAUAAAAGUGUGGGACACUCGGGAAGGAGCUUGUUUGGAUACCGUGUACGAUCAUGGCGCAGAUGUAUACGGUUUAACAUGCCACCCACGUCGCCCCUUCACUAUGGCCUCGUGCUCCCGGGACUCUACGGUGAGACUCUGGUCAUUAACGCCGUUAAUCACUCCUUUACAAAUAAAUAUUCUGGCAGAUAGAUCCUGGGAAGAAAUUAUCGGGAACACUGAUUGUGCUGUAGAACAAGGCAUGCCCCCUCUGCUGUGUGGCAAAGUGUCAAGAGACAUCAAACAGGAGAUAGAGAAACUAAGUGGCAACCCUCGUGUGAAAAAACUAAGAUGGUUUUCAGAAUGUUUAUCACCUCCAGGUGGCAGUGACAAUUUAUGGGACUUAGUUGCUGUGAUAAAAGGGCAAGAUGAUAGCUUACUUCCUCAGAACUACUGUAAAGGAAUAAUGCAUUUGAAACAUCUGAUUACAUUCCGAACAUACAAAACUACUAGUCACCUUAUACAUGAAGCGAUAUGCAGUUCCAACAGUAAACCAGUCCUGAGACCAGAAAGAAGAAAAAGCUUUUAUAUUUGCAAUGAAGUAUCAGUGGGUGACUAUUUAAUUGUUAGACCAUGGAGAGCCAGGGAUGUGGAUUUGAUGGUGAUAGGAAGCAGCUAUUUUCAUAAAGAAUCUGAAGCCCAAGAACUAACCACAGUCAAGAUGUCUAAAUUUGGUGGUGGUAUUGGUGUCCCUACUAAAGAGGAAAGACUGAAGGAAGCUGCUGAAAUACACUUGCGAUUAGGACAGAUCCGGAGAUACUGUGAGCUGAUGGUGGAACUUGGAGAGUGGGACAAAGCCUUGUCAGUUGCGCCAGGGGUGUCUGUGAAAUACUGGAAGAAGUUGAUGCAGAGGAGAGCUGAUCAGCUGAUCCAGGAAGAUAAGGAUGAUGUCAUUCCAUACUGCAUAGCCACUGGCGAUGUGAAAAAAUUAGUCCAUUUUUUUAUGUCAAGAGGUCAGCUGAAAGAAGCUCUUCUUGUUGCCCAGGCUGCUUGUGAGGGAAAUAUGCAAACCUUCCAUGUUUCAACACCUAAAGGAUCUUCUUAUUCUGAUGAUAUCUACAAGGAAGACUUUAACGAACUCCUGCAGGAAGCCUGCAGAGAGCUGGCGGAAUGGUAUUUUCAGGAUGGCCGGGCAGUCCUAGCCGCGUGUUGCCACCUCGCUGUGGAUAAUAUCGAGCUGGCUAUGGCGUACCUGAUUCGCGGAAACGAGCUGGAGUUGGCAGUCUCUGUGGGCACAGUGCUUGGAGAGCUGGCAGGACCCGCAACCCACUAUGCCCUCGAGCUGCUGGCGAGAAAGUGCAUGAUGAUUCCAACGUGCUUUCCAUCCACUGGAUACAGGAAUUUGGCUGUUGAUCUUCUCCUGAUGACUCCUGACAGCGAACUACAGUUAGUAAAACUCUGUGCUUUCUACCCGGGGUGUAUCGAAGAGAUAAAUGAUCUUCAUGAGAAGUGCAAGCUACCCACAGUAGAAGAAUGUAUGCAAUUAGCUGAGACAGCCCAUGCCGAUGGCAAUAUAUUUGAAACUAUAAAGUAUUACUUGUUAAGUCAAGAACCUGAGAAAGCCCUUCCUAUUGGUAUUGACUUCAUCAAAGGAUCCAUCAGUAGUUCCAAUUGGACUUUGGAUACCAUUUACCCCGUUCUUGACCUACUGAGUUAUGUUCGUACUGAAAAAUUACUCCUGCAUACAUGUACUGAAGCUCGAAAUGAACUGCUGAUACUAUGUGGGUAUGUUGGUGCUUUGCUGGCUAUCAGAAGACAGUACCAAAGCAUCGUCCCGGCACUUUAUGAGUACACGAGUCAGCUAUUGAAACGUCGGAAGGUGUCAGUGCCUAUAAAAAUCGAACACCUUUCUGAGGAAUUGGAUGCAUGGAGAGCUUGCACACGAUCCAUCAACCGAUCAUCAGAAGAAGCUCCACAUACACCCCCUUCUGAUUCACAAAGAAUGGUUUAUGCAACUUUACUGAAGAGACUAAAAGAAGAACCACUCAGAGGAAUUAUUGGACCAGAUUAUGUGACCGGGUCAAACCUACCGAGUCAUUCUGAUAUUCACAUCUCUUGUUUUACAGGAUUAAAAAUCCAGGGCCCUGUAUUUUUCCUUGAAGAUGGGAAAUCCACCAUCUCCUUGAAUGACGCUCUGAUGUGGGCAAAGGUGAACCCAUUCUCACCUUUGGGGACUGGAAUACGACUCAACCCAUUUUGACAGAAGGUUUUUCUCACACUUAAUUGUUUUUUUAAAGACCUUUUUCCGCACUUGGGCAUCAGCUUCACUGUGCUUCUAAAGAUCACCUACUCCUCAGCAGCUCACCCUCACCGAGGCUGGAAGACGUGUCUAAGGUCAUUUCUGCUCAUCAGCCAUGCCCUGUUUAUGCUUAAACACCACCCUGGUCAUUCCCAGAACUGUGAUUAUCACAAUUAAUUAUUGGGCAGCUUAAAAUCAGCAUUCUCAAAAAUCAACACCGGUGAUAACAGAAUUCAGUUCAAGAAUCGAAAGUGUUGAGGUAUGUCCAUGGCUAAAGAGAACAUGUGUUCCAAAGAAGACAGCAGAGAGAGAGGUUAGCUCUGCACUAAGAUGGACAUUUAAACUGAUGACUAAAUGGAAUGGUUGUGUUUCGAUCCAGGAAUUCCGACAAGACCCAGUGAGUGGAAGUAAUAGUGAGACAGAUUAAAUGUAAGCAAGUAUUCGGUAUAAAAAAUAAUGAUAUCUGAUUUUGCAGUGUUAAAAAAAUAACUUGACAAAACGAAAAUGCUGAACAAAAGAACUGAAGUGGGGAGGGGGCUGGUAGGGAUUGGUCAGUGUCCUAGUGUUGUAAGGUCCUUACAGUUUGAGGAAGAGAAUAAAGAUAUUACUCUUAGACUAAGAUAAAUAUGCAUGUUAAAGUUUCUAGCGUAGCACUAAAGAGAAUAGAAAUUUAUAAUUUUCCAAAUUAGUAGGGAGGAAAAACGUCUUUGGAUAAAAGUUCAGUCCAAAAGAAGAAGAAAAAUAGGUAAGACAAAAACAAGAAACAGAGAACAAAUUAAAAGCACAAAAUAAUAUGAUAGAUAUGAAUACAUAUAUGGUAAUAAGUAUGACUGAAUUAAUAACAAUAAAAGUCACAGUAGAUGAAAUUACAACAAAUCUACGAAUCAGGGCACAGUGGCAGGCUUUUCUUUCAUCUGUGCUCAAGAAAAGCCUUCUUAAGCUUGGAAGAACCCAGUUGACUAUUUCCAAGAAAACUUACCUGGAUUCAGU